AGGUCGCGACUGGUUGCGCGUCACUGUCGGAAUUCGAGUCGCGAUCGGAGAGUCGUCGAGGGCGGAGCGCGCGUCCACGUGUCUGGCCCUGUCACGCGGUCGCGAGUGACCGGGAGGCAUCAAAAAGCUGAUCCUACGUACAUUGCGUCAAUAAGAAGUGCCUAUAUCGAGUACCUUGAAUACUUCGAGUGGACAUCUAGACGCGACUUCAUCCAGGCCAAGAAAGCACCGGCAAAUUCCUGGGAAUUCUGACAAACUCGAGAGGUGCGCGCUGUCCGGCGGUACCUGCGAGUACCUGCGCUCGUCCGACCGGCGCGAAGGCGUAGCCUUGACGGGCGCCAGUCAGUCCGCCGCGCGCAUACCGGUGCGGAGGUGCGCGCGCAAGCUUUCCGCUAGAUCGAAUUCUCCGCCGAUCCGCGCCCGGAUCCUCGAAGAGUCCGCGCGCCCACGCGCUCAGCGUCAUUCGGCUGCUCACCUGCUCCCGUGAGUCCCUUCACCCUGUGCCGGUGGGCCGAUCAGACCCGAUCAGGCCCGACCGAACCCGAUCGGCCCGGUCGAAUUCUCCCGACCGGAAUCGCCCAAGCGCCGGAGGACCGGCCUCGCCUCGCCUCCCAUUGGCCAAUCCAGCGGCCGGCGACGCAUGCGCACCCCGGCACCCUCGCCGCUGUCGCACGAGACUUCGGAUCGCGAGGAUCGAGGGAACCGUGCUCCUGCCAGGACUACUCUGGCAUUCCGCUGCGCGAAACCGUAAACACCCGUCGCGUCGUUCGUUCCGCCAAGGAAGACGGUGAGAGUGCAAAGGAUCGCCGCAGACGCAGGUGGUUUUUCGUCGAGGUGCAUGCCGCGGCGGAACAGACGUCGCGGUUGAACGCCCGAUGGGGCACUCCGCUAAGCAUCGCGCGGUACCAUGUCUACGACGGACGUGGCUCGCAUCGCGACGCCUCAGCUCACCGCCACCGAUCUGGAACCGGGGAGGCUGAAGUCGGAUCCCACGUGGUCGCGGCGCCGAGGCACGGCGAAGCCGGAGGACCCGAGCCUGGCCAGGACGGGCAGGUGCUCGAGAUGCGGCCAGACGACGGCCUACCUGGCCGGUAGGCAGAGGACGUCCUGUCCCAGGUGCCGGUCCAAGGUGUGCAGACAGUGCCAGAGCUGCAGGCCGCCCGAUGAGGGCGAGGGCGUCGGGCCCGAGGGGCUGUGCACCGUGUGUCGGAAACUCGCGGAACUGCGCGCCGUGACCGGCGACGAGUGGACCUUCGAGGGCUCGAACCUCGGGAGAGCAUCCGGGCGGAGGAGCUCGCCGUUGGACGUCUUCCGACGCAGCAUCCGGCGAUCCUGGACCAUUAACGGUACCCGCCCACCUACGCGCUGGUCGUCCAAGAGGAGAUCGCCAGAGCUCAGGGCGUACCGAAGCUUGCCGACUCGACAUCGAGAUUACCGGCGACUCUUCGACGUGUUGUCCUUCCCUAGGAUCUCGAGCACCCUCUCCGACGAGGAGAAGGACGAGACAGCCGUUGACAGCCUCAACGUCGACGCGGGCGUCCCACUAGUCGCCGAGAAGACGAAGUCGCGAAAAGAGAACGGCAAGCCCUCGGUCCCGAAGAAGAACGAGAAGAUCGUCGUCAAGGAGCAGAAGGAGCCACUCGAGACGGGGAAAAUUAAGAGGAGCGACGCCGCAUCCACGAGCACCGGGAAAAAGGAGAAGGAGAGCCCGGAGAACCAGACGGAGGCGACCCCUCCCAGGGUCUCGCUGAUCAAGCCACCGAGGGUCCUUCCGAAAUUCACGUCCCCGGAACCGAAGCCCACCCUCAAGCAUGGCGAGAGAAAGUCCAGCAUCCCGAUUUUCCGACGUAGUUCCAGGGAGUUCGAGGAUAUCAGGAGUCCCCAGGAGUCGCCUAAGCGCUCGCUCAUCCCUCAAAGGUACAGAGGAAGUACCGACGAUCUGAGGCGAAGUCGCGAGGACAUCAGCGUGCCGAGUCUGAUACCGAAGCUGUUCUCCCCGAGGAGCAAGGAGGACCGACUCAAGCGGCAGGACAGCAAGGACGAGAUCCCGAGGGGUAAGGACGAGAGACUGAAGCGGCAGGACAGCAAGGACGACAUUCGUUACCCGAGGUCGGGUCGGGCGGCGGCGAAGGAUUCGAAGGAGUCGAAGGAGUCGAAGGAGUCGAAGGAUACCAGGGACGAGGCGAAAAUUGCGACGGGUCCGCCUGGCCGGGACGAUGGCAAGUCCGGGAUAAGGAUCUCGCGGCGGGACAGCAGGGAGGACGUGGGUAGAGAAAGUACGAACGCGAGUGUAAGCGCGUGUUGUACCGGCAGAGCGAAACAUCCCGCUAGAGAGGAGAGACAAGAAUGGACGGACGGAUGCGUGGGAGAGGGCUCGAGAUCGAGGCCCGGAACGGCCGAGCAAGGUAAGACCGGCUCGAAGGCGUCGAGAAGAGAGAGCAGGGAGGACGUAGAGGCGAGACCGGCCGAGGGCAAGUCGGCAAAGAACGAGGAGCGCGCCUCUCGGGAGGAAGCUGCCGGCAGAACGGAGGAAAGAAAGCCCACACAGCCGCUCGCGAUGGUGAACGAUCACGCGAAGGUUAGAGGAGAGGUCCCUGGAAAUGAAGGUACCCAGCGAGUCCUGACCGAGGUGGACCGAGAGGACGACGUCCGCCCCAUCGGUGCCCAUACCGGGAACAAGAUCAGACACAAGGACGAGGAGGAACGGGACCAGAAAUCCAAGGAAAACGUCCAGGACGUUCUGGCCGAUUACCAGUACGAGGUGGACAACACGUAUUCCAGCGUCAAGGAGAGGAGAGCGACUUUGGACGCAAACCACAGAAGGGCGGAGGACUUGCAAGUGGUGCGGAGGAAGUUCUCCAAGGAGGAGCUGUCGAACCCUGACGACACCGACGACACGCCCAACCGGCGAUGUUCCAGCCAUCUGUCGCCGGAAGCGAGCCCGCUGAGCACCAGGUCUUCGAGGUACAGUCCCCGGGAGAGCGAGAGCGAACCCACCCCUGCACUCCCACGGAAGACUGGAGGCGGGGAGUCGUGCGGAGCCUCUCAGCGGAUACGAGACGCUAUCACGAGAACCCGAAGAGAGUCCAACAGCAGCGCGAGAUACGAGAGCAGCGGCAGCGAGAGUGUCAGGUUGAGCGAGCCUGGGUUGCAUGGAUACGCGGCGGACCUGACGAGGAGGGUGAAGUUCCUCGGCGGUGGCGGAAGCGGAAGUCCCGGCGGAUGUGGAAUAGGCCCCUCGAUGGGAUGCGACGAGGUCGUGCAACGAGACAGCGCAACCAGCGCCGGCGAGGACGACCACCACGAAGACGGCCAUGGUCGAGAUCCCGGCAGAGGAGGGCCAGGGUCGUCCCAGAGUAGAACUAUGCUGCGACGUCGACGGCAGUUCGAUGCGCAAGGUUCCCGCAGGAGAGGCAGGUCGCACGCCAGGACCUGCUGCGGGGAUGAUCUGCAGAGUCUGCAAGCCCUGCACGUCCUUGGCCGAGGAGGGGGGCGACAGGAAAGUCCUCCGGGAGUUCAGAUUCAGGGUCAGGAGCGAUCGAUCGUCGACUACAGGAGGCUCGUCUUCAUCAGCUCGGACUCCUCCUCGGGGCGCGAGGAGGACGACGCCGACAGCAGCUGCUCGGGGUCCUCGUAUCUGAACGGCAUCCCCCGGGGUGGACACGCCCAAGGCCUCGAGGACUGCGACUGGGACUACUUCGAGAGCGGGACUACCAGCUCCGUUCCUCUGCCGAGUCUUCCGGUCUCCGUCAAUACCAGCAACGUGGGGACCGACACCGACGUCGGCCAGGACUGGAGUUGUUGUCCAGGCAGAGGAGCCUCCAGUUGCCAGGCUUGCGGAGGUUCCCGGGGGGCGAACGUGCUCCCGGUUCCGGUACCGAUCCCGGUGCCCGUGCCGUAUCCGGUUCCGGUCCCGGCAGCCCUCUGGACCGGCGACCUCGCGGCCGCGGCGGCAGCCGCGACGAACUCCUCGUCCUCGUCGAUGAUCAGCUGUAGCGCCGCCCCGGACGGGACCCUGAGGCUGAGGGGCGACCCCGCGACGUCCUGGUUCGCCUGGCAUCCGCGAUUCCAUCAGAGCCUGCACGGAAGCAGAAUCGAUCCCCGGCUGACGACUGCGGGCUUCGACCCGACCGCCUUCACCUUCCGGCCCGAAACCACGCCGCGGCUCUACGGCGCGGUGGGGAUUCCGCAGGAAGCGCCGACCUCGACGGAGUCGACGCGGACGAGCGCGUCGAUCCUGCACUUCGAGAAUGCCCCGAAGCUGGACCAGACCUCGACAGAGGGGGACCCCUCGACGGUGAGCGGCGACCAGAGGUCGUCCCUGACCUCGAAAGAAGCAGAGGAGCCAGGCGAGGACGAGGCCGAGGGGGGUGCGAGGACGUCGGUGGACCAGGAGGCGGAAACGGCAGAGGAGGACCUGGGAAGGGAGCCCUUGUCGUCCUUCCGUCGAGAGGUCAGGGGCUCGAAGAUGUAUAGGCCCUCCAGAGGGGAUUCAGGGAGUUCCUCGGGGAGGUCUUCGGCGGACAGCAGCGACCUCGAGGACUCGGCCUCCCACAGAUUCUCCAGGGUUUUUGUGGUGAACGACGACUCUCUUACCAGCGACAACGACGUGGAGGACAACGAGGACUCCGACUCCGCCCGGGAGGGCGGCAUCACCCUGAAGAGGGUCAGCGCCUUGCCCGAGGACGAGCCCGUGAUCCUCAGGCACGUGCGACUGCUCGACGAGGACGACAACGUGGAGAAGCCGGAGGUCCCCAGCGACUCGGGGGAGUCGGAACCCGAGGAGCCGAAGAAGCGAGCCAGGACGUCAUCCGGAGACUCCGCUGCUGCCAUCGACAGAGGCGAUCCCUUCGAGGUCGCCCAGGGCGGCAGAUGCCGCGGUAGGGCCGAAGACUCGGAACGGUCGAGGAAGAUCCUGGCCAAGAUGGAGAAAAGCGAGAUCUACCUCGCCGACUCCAAGGACUGCUCCGACAGCCACAUUGAGCUGAUGUCCGUCAAGAGCCUGGACCCCGACGACCUCGAGUCGUCCAGCGUCUCUGCCGGCAGUCCAGUCGCGGCGAAACUUCCGUCCUUGAGGAACGAGGGCGAAACGGACUCGAGGAGGUACCCGAAGAGCGACUUGUCGGAGUCGAGCGCCGACUCGGUGUUCUCGGAACACGAGACCAAGGACUCCGGGGUACCUCUGUCGUCCUCCAGCGACCUGGACACCACCGUAACCCCCGAUUCCCUGGAAGCCGCCUCGAUGCGGUCGAUCCUGCCGAUUCCUUGCGACCCCGACGAAGACGGAACGUCUCUCGAUCCUCGAUUUCGCCGUCAAGAGAUCGAAUUCGAUCUGCCACCGGUCUCUGAUAAGACGGUAACUCGAGAAGACAAUGCCGGCACGAUAUCGACGCCGGUGCCCGGUGAACUCCCCGACGCCGACGUCACGGGUUGCAACGAUCGCCAGCACAAGUUGACCGAAUACAGUUCGCACGUUAAUCCUGGAGAGGUUUCCAACGCGAGCCUCACCACCGACAGCACCACCAGCGAGACCAACACCGGAAGCGAGGUGAGCAGCGACGAGCUGCACGAGUACGAGGUCGUCACUCCCGUGGGAAGGUUCCACCAGGGCGCGGAGGAAGAGCCCCUGUGCGAGGUCGACAAAGACCACCUCCACCCUUCCCCGGAAAAUACCAAAACUGUCGAGUACGACCUGGAGACGAUCUCUAAACCUCUUUCAACCCACCUCCUGAAACCGGAAGAUCCGGACCAGAUCCUCCCCCUCACCGAUAUAAACCCCAGUACCCUGAAGACGAGUACCCCGGUAAAGAACUCGACCCUCGCCCUCGACACCUCUCUCCAAGAUCCCCAAGAGUCCAAAAGUCCAUCCUCUAUCUCUGGAUCGGAUGACGAUCACUCCGAAGAGGGCAACGAUUCCCCUGGCGAGGUUGCUUCUACCCCAGGGAGCGCCUCGAUUAAUACCCAGAGUAUCAGGGAGUCCUCGCAAUCGGAGGCUCUGGAGAAGGCGAACCACCUGGAGGCCCGUCAGCUGUCCGAUCCCGAAGAGGAGGAAACGCCGCCGGAGACGGCGCACAGCGUGGGGGAGAUAAUUUCGGGCAAGAUCCAGGAGAUGUUCAAGAGGAGGGAGGAGAAGGAGGGGGAGUCGGUGAGAGGUGAGAGGCCGCCGAGUCGGCAGGUGGGUGGCGGCCGGGUGGAGGGGGGGUCGGCGACGCGGCUUCGCUCAGUCGAGCGCCGCCCGCCCGCGCGCAAGGAGAAUGGCGUCGUCCCGGGACGCGGAGCGCCGCCCAGGGACUCGAGCCGCGAGCCUGGCUUUCCCUCGAACAAGUACCGCAGCCUCGUGAUGAUCACCGAGGGCGCCUACCAGCCGGUCAGCGUGGUCACCUCGGACACGACGACGUUGCUGCAGCCGGACGAGGCGCAGCCGCCCCAGGGCCUGGCUGGAUACUUCCAGCUGGCGCUCGAGGCGGCCUCCAACUCGCCGAGGAAUGGCCAGGGCCCGAGGCGGCCGCUGAUGGUGAAGCGCCUCCUCGCGGCAGGACAGGCGCAGGCGCAGGCGCAUGCGCUCGCCGAACUGGAGCCGGACAGUGGACUCAGCGUCGGCAGCGCCAGCGAGAGCGACGACGUCCAGUCCGUCAAGGGCGCCGCGGUAGGUACCCAGGUUGGAGCCAGUAACGGAGCUAAUAAUGCCGUCAUCAAGGAGCAGCAAGGACCUGAAGCGAGGAACGAGGCCCAGGCGAUCCGGGACGAGCGCCGCGAAGAUGCCCCCCCGGCCGUGGUCAUCCUCGAGGAGGGCCUGGCCGACGACGACUCCUGGGUCGAGGAAGUGUCCCACGAUGAGGACGAGCAGGCCGGCACUACUGCCACGGAGGAGAGUUCAGAAGAUGAGUCCAACCACCCUGGAGACCGGGAGGAGGAACUCAGGGGGUAUCAUCGGCAGGCCAUCGAUUUCACCCUGCACACCAUCGUCGAGGAGUCGUGCGAGGAGAGCGAGGCCGAGCCUAGUCUCGCUGCUGGGGGCGUCAGGAAACAGCAGAGGCCUCCUUCGGCUUCCGAACUGGAGAAGUACUUCUUCUUUGGGCUCGGCGGCGAGAACAAUGCCGGGAUCGGCGCCAGGGAGGUGGACAGCCUCUCGGAGACAUCGUCGAUAUAUUCCGAGGGCCUGGAGAGCCUGGGACAGGAGGAGAGCCCUUCCACUGGGGAGAAGACGCAAGGGGAGUUUGCGAAUUCCUCGAGGCUGGAGAAGUACUUUCUCUCCGAGUUCCUGGGAUUCGAUCAGGACAGGAGGGACUCGGAUGGAUCCGUUGGCAGCGACUCCGAGGGUAGACCCAGUCCCGAGGCGCAGCGCAGGAAGAGGCUCGUCCGCGCCAGGGGGACGGGUCGGUCUCAUAGUUCCUCGCUGGAUAACUUGCUGGCCCUUACGCAAAGCUCGCAGAACCUGAGCUCUCAGAAUUCCCUGCAGGAUUUGAGCCUCAACCAGGACUCGCAGGAGACCCAGUCGGAGGGGUCCUCCACGGAGACCGACGGCGCCGAGGAGCAGACCCCGGCCUUCGGGACGGACGGUCAGUUCGACACGGUCAAGAGGAAGAAGAAGAAGCCCAGGAAUCUGGGAACUCAGAGUCCCAGGGUGCCCGAGGACAGGAACAAGACCCCGGAGCCGAGGGAGAUCGUUGACGCGACCGAGAUGGAGGGCGAACCGGGGAACUCCGAUGACGAGAGGGCGGAGACUCCUCAGCCCGAGGGGGUCCUCUUCUCCCCUGCUGGGAGCUCUUCUCAGGUGGAUCCUAACAGGAGCACGCAAGGUAACGGUACGGAGAACGGCUCCUCCAGGGGCAAGCAGCAGUCCAGAGACUCCGGCUUCGUGGGCAGCUGCGACGACCUUCUUCUUCAACAUCAGAAGGCACCUGGCGAGGCGCAGGCUUCCGAGGCUAGUCAGAACCCUCCCAAGGAGACCGGGAACAGGAAGGAGAAGGCCACGGGUCUGGAGAGCCAUAGGAAUAAUCCCAGGGUCGAUCUGCUUCAGACCCCGGCUCCGCCACCCAAUACCUCCCUCUCCAGGAAGGAUAGUUUCAACAACUGGUCCAGCGACGAGGAGACCAACCUCAUGAUGACGAAGAUGCGCCAGUUCUUCAAGACCAUGGUGGCGAAUUCGAAUGGCCAAGGCCAGAGUCCAGCCGCUAACUCCACGGGGCCCUCUCCGGCGCCGAGUCCGCGACUCUCUUCGGGGUCCAAAGCCGGGAGACUGUGCUCGCAGAACCGCACCAAGCCGCCCCAGCUGGUCUACUUCGAGAACGAGCUGACCAGGCUGAUGAAGACCGUGCCCGGGAUUCGAGACGACCAGGUCAGGGAGAUCGUCGAGUACCUGAGCUCGGAGGACACCUGGUCCGACUCCUACGACAGCUCGGACUACACGAGCUCCGACCUGGAGGGCGCCGGAGGGAGGCGUUCGGCUCUUCAGGAACAGAUCUCCCAGAGCUGCCAGCAGAUAAUCAGCAAGUUCGACGCCACGGCCGCCGACGAGGUGUACGACAAGGCCCGGGAGGACCGCGUCGACGACGUGGUCCCGGCGCAGCCCUAUCUCGGCAGGGACACCGCCUUCGUCUACCAGAAGCUGGUGCAGAGCUUCACGAAGAUGGCCGGGGAUGGGGUCAGCUCCGAUGCCAGCUCCACUCCUCGGAGCAGCCCGCCGUUGAUCGCCAAGGUCAUGCACCAUAUCGGCAGCCGUUUGGUCGCCCUUAUGCACGAGGUCUCGGAAAGUGGCACCACCGCCCAGCCCCACUCCUGGAGGAGGUAUCCCCAGCAUCACCGCACCCCCUCUUCGGCGUCAACCACCGAGGACGACGACUCCACCUCGGACUCCACCAACGCGCCUGCACACCUGCAUCUACCCAGGUCCAAGUCGCACGACCCGUUGCUCCUGAUUAAUGGUCAUCCUCAGACCAGCGCCGGCCAGGAGGGCGAGGAACGCGAGGCCAGCGACUACGAGCGCUUCUCCUGGAGAGGCAGCUUCGAGUCCGCCUUGAUGGCUGCGGAUUCCAGGACGAAGCUCAGUCUUCUUGCUUGUUCGGGCGACGUCAGUGCCAGCGCCAGUGCCAGCGCCCUUGCCAUGGCGGCCAAACGGCGCAGUGCCGGGGAUCUCCUCUUCAACCCCAGGAGCUUCUCCAGGGAACAGCUCGACCGAGUCCGCAGCUGCGGAUCCAUCGGCGGUGGUGGAACCGGGGUGGGCGUCUCUGGCUCCAUCGAGGAGAAGAUCUGGAGCAACCGCAGGAGGUCCUCGGUUCCUGACGCCAACACCAGGCCGGAGUCGGGUGCCUCCGCAGGAGACGACGACACCGAGGACGAGCUCGAGUAUACCGGGGACUCCAGGGCGACGACGCUGCCCAGGGGGAUGCAGGCUGCAGUCGGGUCAUCCGCGAGUGCGGCGACUAAUUCCUUGCCUAGGCUUCCGGCUUCGGGCACCACUGCCGUCUCAGGAGGAACCUCCACCACGAUGCACAAGGCUCAUAGCGUGUAUCACUUCCUGCCUCAACAUGCUGGCGUCAAGUCGGCCAGGUACCGGCCUCCAGGGUUCGCCAGGAACAGCCUGGGGAAUGCGGCCAACACAGGAGGACCUAAGAGAGCAGUCAGUGCCCCGGGUCUUCAGGUCUCCGGCUCGCAGACCUCCGCCGGGAAGCGGGACCCCUCCAGGUCUAGAAGGCAGCAGACCAUCUCUCUCACUCCUGAGGAUGGAAGCAGCUUAUCGGAAGCGUGCAGUACGCCUAUCAUCGGAGCAGGAACCAGAGCCGGAUCCAGUCACACCGUCAUGGACAUGGAUGACAUGGAUCGAGGGCUGCAUUCCGGACACCUCGCCACAAGAGCUUCUCUAUCCAGCCUCGGCGCUCGCUCCGACUCCAUGGCGUCGGUGUACAGCGGGGCAGGCGAAGGGCGAUGGUGCGGAUCGGUGGCCGUGAGAGGAGAGGUGGAAUUCGCUCUUCAGUACGACUACAAGCAGCAGACAUUCCAGGUACACGUGACGCAGUGUAGGGAUCUAGCCCCCGUCGACAUCAAGAGGAACAGAUCCGACCCGUACGUCAAGGUGUACCUACUGCCGGACAAGUCGAAGAGCGGCAAGCGGAAGACGAAGGUGAAGAAGCACACGCUUAACCCGGUAUUCGACGAGACGCUCAAGUUCCACAUGAGCUUGAACGGCCUGGAGUCGAGGACGCUGUGGCUGACCGUCUGGCACUCCGACAUGUUCGGUCGGAACGACUUCCUAGGAGAGGUUCGCAUGCCCCUGGAGAACAAGAUCUUUGACGACCCCACGCCGCGGUGGUAUCCUCUUCAGGAGAGGACGGAGCCCUUCGACGACCCGAUCGCCUCCAAGGGCGAGGUCAUCGUCGGCUUGAAGUUCGUUCCACCCGAUCCUGCGCAGCAGCAGGAGCGAGAGAAGGAGAUGGGUAUCGACCAGAGGGGCAGCUCCAAGACGAGGAAGAACUGGAGUCGAGGUGCCCUCCACGUCCUCGUCAAGGAGGCCCGAAACCUUCAGACUCGCGCCAAGCACUCCGGGACUUGCGAUCCCUUCUGCAAAAGCUAUCUCCUGCCGGACAAGGGGCGCUCUGGGAAGCAGAAGACCGGAAUCGUCCGACGUUGCUCCGGAGGAUCCCCGAUCUGGGGCCACACCUUCGUGUACAAAGACGUCAGUCUUCAGGAACUGGCGGAACGGGGCUUGGAGCUUACCGUGUGGGACCAUGAUCGCAUAGCCAGCAACGAGUUCCUCGGCGGCGUUCGUUUUAAUCUUGGAACCGGGAAGCACUACGGAAAACCGGUGGACUGGAUGGACGCGACCGGUCGGGAACUCUCGCUCUGGCAGAGCAUGAUCGAGAGGCCGAACUUCUGGGUGGAGGGUGCGGUCACCCUGAGGCCGAAUCUGCACAACCACGGGAAAGGAAACCCCUCCUAACGUCCUCUUUCCGCUUCCUCGAGCAGAGCGAAGGAAUUCCUCGGGGACGCGGCCGAACCCCGCGUUCCUCAUCGUAGCAGAGGUCGCUCCUCGUACUCUUUGUAAAAGAAGAAAAGAAAACUGCCUGCGGAAUAAUCUCCAGCUCUCGCGUAUGACUCCCAUCGAGGUCAUACCAGAGAGCGGGGAUGGGCGCGGUUACUCGAAUAUGUAUAUUCAACGUCCAGGGCGAGACUUAGGCGACUUUUCUACCGGUCGUUGGUCUCGCGCGCGUGUAAAAAUUCGAGCCAUCGCCGAUUCUUAUCUGUACAAGUAUUGAAGGAGUAGUUAGCGAAUCGCAGGACCGGCCAGCCCGGGUCGAUCGGACUUAAGAUAUCGUCGGCGUACUCAGUAACGAUUCCUCGUGGCCAAAAGUACUUUAAACGCGUUGCCGGCUGUUUAUUUCUAUCCUCCCUUCUUUUGGACAGUUUUCUCUCUUAGCGAGAAAAACGUGCUUCCAUUCCGCGAUCGCAACCUCGUGGAACGGUGUAUUUAAUCCCUUAAAUACGCCAUGCUUCCAGAAUCUAUUAUAUACUAUAUAUUUGUACUUAUACAUGUAUACAUACGGGCGUAGAGACCGGAGGUCUCGCGACAUACGAGUUAAGUUUUCGUUUAAUGCACUCCCAGCGAGGAGCAACGCAGACCCAAGGCUGAGUCGGUAGUUCGUACUUAACGAUUUUAUAUAUCAUAUUAUCGGUACACUUUGUUACGCAAUUAUACGGAUAAGCGACGCGAGUUUCGUACAUCGACGUAGCGGUACUCCGAAUAACAGGGUGGUCAUUGAGACAACUGCCUGACGCGGAUCUUCUUUUUGUAACUCGUUAGCUCGUAAAUUAUAUAUAUAUAUAUAUUAUAUAUAUAGAGAGAGAAAGUACCAUACGUGUAUCGUGGAUUUAGAUUACUAACUCAUGCACACGGUAUCGGCCGUGGGAUGAGCGAUCUAUUUUGCCAAUUCGAUUUGUACGGUGAAACUGGAGCCUAGUUGUUUGCCGAGCGCCCUGCCGUAACUUUUAGCACGGUUUUCCGAUUGCCGACUAGUGCGAACGAUGGACCAAUAAUCUCAGGUGGGCAGGCAGGGUCCCCAGGUGCGUAGUUUCACCUUGAAGCGAGGCCGGAUCCGGUCCUCGAGGUAACAAUAAAUCUUCAACCAAACCAGAUACGUGUCGAUAUGUUCAUACGUUCUUAACAGCGGUCCAGCGGUGGAUGAUGUGGAAGAGCAGAGUUCUAUUUAUAUUCCGUUCGGUCGGUGUACAUGAGAGAAUAAAUCUUUUUUACCUUUA
Orussus abietinus is the source of this 12252-nucleotide messenger RNA. RefSeq lists its product as uncharacterized. Gene Ontology annotation, molecular function: neurexin family protein binding. Gene Ontology annotation, cellular component: exocytic vesicle; plasma membrane. Gene Ontology annotation, biological process: exocytosis. Lineage: Eukaryota; Metazoa; Arthropoda; Insecta; Hymenoptera; Orussidae. The record is from RefSeq and is a predicted model, not a curated record. The transcript has 19 exons. The coding region runs from base 908 to 10936 and encodes 3342 amino acids.